Messenger RNA from Micropterus dolomieu (smallmouth bass), 3035 nucleotides. RefSeq names its product solute carrier family 2, facilitated glucose transporter member 9. Bases 1 to 573 code for a protein of 190 amino acids. Gene Ontology annotation, molecular function: hexose transmembrane transporter activity. Gene Ontology annotation, biological process: monosaccharide transmembrane transport. The transcript is spliced from 5 exons. Gene Ontology annotation, cellular component: membrane. The record is from RefSeq and is a predicted model, not a curated record. NCBI's taxonomy places the organism in Eukaryota, Metazoa, Chordata, Actinopteri, Centrarchiformes, Centrarchidae.
AUGGAGGAGGCCUGUUUCUCCAUAGAGAAGCUGGGCAGGAGGCCUCUCAUGAUUGGGGGUUUUGCCAUGAUGGGCAUCUGCAGUGCUGGAAUCACACUGGCCCUCAUUAUGCAGACUCACUUUUCAUUCAUGCGCUACAUCAGUGUCUGCUGUGUGGUCGGCAUCAUCGCUGGCUUCUGUAUCGGUCCAGCGGGUAUUCCCUUUCUGAUCACGGCAGAGCUGUUUAAACAGUCCCACCGCCCAGCGGCCUACAUUGUAGGAGGAUCACUCAACUGGCUGUCCAACUUCACUGUGGGCUUUGUCUUCCCCUUCUUGCAGAUGUCAGCGGGGUCUUACUGCUAUUUGGUGUUUGCCGCCAUUUGUGUGUCCGUGGCCAUCUAUGUCUACAUUGUAAUCCCAGAAACCAAAAACAAGACUUUCAUGGAGAUCAGCCGGAUGUUCUCUAAGAAGGAGGCAGUUCUAGAGACCCAAGGCCUGAUCCACGUGGACCAGCUGAAGUUGAAGAAGAUGAACGGCUACGGUGGUGUGGAACAUGCUUCACUGGAGUUCGACAGCUCUUCUUCUGCACCUUAACUGAUCAGGUUGUCACUGGGUCUAUAAAACCAUUUAUUAAUUCCUGUUCUCCAUUCUACUGUUUUGAAAUGUACACAUAAACCAAACACCACCUCACCUGGACUGAGUGAAUUUAGACUCUUCACUUGGAUCACACGCCAAACAUUGAUGAAUAUACUGUACAGUUCUAGUAUCUGCAACCUCUUAUCAAUUUCAUGUACCAGACUGCUUGAGUCAUUAAAGUAAAAAUCCCGUUAAUGUAAAGUUGGGUCUAAUUUUUAGGUUUGGCUGUUCUUCCUAUCUCUGCUAAUAACAUUGUAUUCACCGAGAUAAUAAGUGAAAUCAGGGUACUGUGUGACAGACAAUAAGAAGUACGAGCAGUCAGACUUUGACCCACUGUACUUAUUGUAGCUUAGGACACAGUUUUCCUGUGCAAAGAGGGAUUAUUAGCAACACUUCAGGUGCUGUCACUUUUACUUUGAUGUCCAAAUCUGGACAUCAAAUUAAAAGUUGGUUUGUUUGUGCAACUUCAUUAGAUAGAUAGAUACAUAGAUAGAUAGAUAGAUUACUUGAGGUGAGUGCAAAAAUAAGUAUGGAAGCCUGUAUGGCACUAUAUUAAAAUUUUAAUGUAAACUUGUGAAAAUUAGCAUUUAUAUUUUCACUAUUAAAAUAUUCAAAUGAAAAUGGAAAAGCUGUCUGACAUUUAAUUUUUGUUAAGUUGUACACCAAUUUACAGUGGACAGUAUUAAAAUGUUAAUACAAAUUUUCAAAUGUAAAUGCAAUUUAAACAAUGUGGCCCAAUUUUCCAUUUGUGCAAGCAUUAUUUAAACCUGCAGUGCGGAAAUGUUGUUCUGUCAACAUGUUCUUAAGAUAUACAGACACUGCCAUUCUAAGUGGCAUAAAACACAGGACACCAGAUUUAACCUGGUGGUGAUAGGCUUAAUCUUCAGUGCGUGAGCUAAUUUGGCAAGGGCUUGGAUAUCAAUCCUGCACUCUCUAGCUUUAGGUAAACAAUGCAACCUGAUUUUUUAAAUUUAUGCAAGCAACGUUUAAGUCAAAAUUAAAAUUAAAAUGCAAUUUUCUAACAAUUUGAAAAUAAAAAUGAAAAUGAAAACGCCAUUUGACAUUUAAUUUUCAAAGACUUAACCAGCUCUACAGUAAACAACAUUCAAAUGCAUUAGGCGAAACAGUUUGUAUCAGGAGAAACUUCAGAGAUAAGAUCCGAAGUAUUCUGGAGCACACAAACUUUACACAAACAACAAACGUUUUAAAUUAUUCAUGUUUCAAUGCAGAAUUGACUCUGAUAAAGACAUUUUCAUCAACGCCCACAUGAGUAUGUGAAAAUGAAAAAGCAAAUUGGAUUACUACGUUUACUCAAAUAAUACAUACAUAUGUGGAAAAUUAUUAUUCUAUUGUAGAAUUACAUUUUACACAGUUUACCAUAUAAUUUUAAUAUAGUCCCAUACAGACUUCCGAACCCGAGUUGUUUUAAAUCAUAAAUCAAACCAAAACAAGCUUUCCAUGCAAAGGAAAGUAUUUUAAAGGAAAACUAUGGUUUCUUAUAACUUGGCUUUUAGUUUUUCUAGGCCAUCAUUUUAUAUUGCACUCACCAAAGUGAUUGCACAGAUUUCAAAACUCAACUCGAAGACAUCACAAAAAACUGCGCGAACAGGAAAGAAAAUGUCAGACCACUCAGGGCUUUGUAGGUGAGACUAAAAAUGGGGACGCCAUAUUCCUACAUAGCUAGCUAAUGAACUUAUUCAUUAAAAAUAGCAACAGAAAAUGGCCCAUUGGCGAUAGGUGUGGAUAAAAUCAAUCGCAAGGUAGUAAUUAUACUAUCCAAAAAGGCUUACCAGAUGGUCAGAAAUACAAAAAUCUAAUCCUAUAAACUUUGGUUUCAUUCAAGGACACCAUUAAAUUCAAGGUUUUGAACAGUAGCCUUUCAAUACCAGACACUCAACAAUGGGUUAGCAUUAUUAGGGUGUCUAUUAUGGCAUGAAUGCUUGCUUUAUUUAAGCUGAAUGCAGGAUAUAGAUAUAUGUUAGGAUAUAGACUUUAGGGUAGAGUCAACAAAAUGAUCAGAGUUUGUGGUUAGACACAGCAGCAUGUGAGAAAUAAUUGGGUGUGUGUAUAGUAUGCAUGUGUAACAUAAAUUAACCCUUUAAAGAUACAUUUCUUAAUCUUUUGUAAAUUGCAGUAAAAAUAAACUGUGAAAUCCCAAAGUUUAUGCAUGUUUUGACUAUGUCAUCUUUUUGUUGUAAAGUUAUAUUAAUAUUGUUUCACUAAAAUCCCUCUACCAGCUCUGAAUACACAGUCAUUUUACAGACUCUAUCAGAGUACUGUGUACUAACAGAGCUGUACAGUGAGGUGUGCUAAAAUGUGUUUUGUACAAACAGCAAUACAGUUUGUUUGAAUAGAUGGAAAUAUGUAUUUGCCCUUUUGAAUUGUUGAAAGAUAACUACAUAAAUGAAAUGGUAUUGUAA